Stomoxys calcitrans (stable fly) is the source of this 1905-nucleotide messenger RNA. RefSeq lists its product as uncharacterized. The transcript has a single exon. Bases 1 to 1905 code for a protein of 634 amino acids. The record is from RefSeq and is a predicted model, not a curated record. Lineage: Eukaryota; Metazoa; Arthropoda; Insecta; Diptera; Muscidae.
AUGUGUCAAGUUUUCCAUAGUGUGGGUGCUUUUAUAGCAGCCUUAGUGGUCGUAUCCUUCAUCAGCCAGACUAACCAGAACUAUUUAAGCCAACAUUUGGGUGUUUUAAACAGCAAAGACCAGAGAUAUUAUGAAGCUAUACUGAAUCAUAUACAAAAGGAGAAGAGAUUUGAUGCAAUGCUUUUGGUAAAGGAUCAAAAAUAUUAUGAUGGAAAUUUGGAAAUUUUCUACAAAUACCAAAACGCCGAUAUACCCAAACUGCUUAUGGCCAAGUAUCAGGAAUUGCAGUAUGUGCAACAUUUCAAUUCUGAAAUUCUAACUGUGGUAAUACUAAGAGACAUUGAUAACUGUGUUUUGUUAUCUGUGGCAGCCAAAAUCUUGAACAAUAUGCGCCAUAGCAGAAUUUUAUUGUUGGCCUUAACAUACCCACCGGGGAAUGGCCAACUUGGAGAAGAGAUUUUGUCUAUAUGUGAAAAAUAUAAAAUGACCAAUGUCAUACUCAGCUUUUAUGAUGGGGGCCUUAUCAACUCUACAAAGUCAGGGGAUGUCUACUACAUGCUCAAGCCUUAUCCCUUGUAUCAUUGGCAAUUAAGGAAUUUGCCAACUCAGCAUCAUCAACAAAAUGACUUUAAAUUAUUUCCUCGCCAUUGGCUAGAUAUGGGCAACAAAACAUUGUUAACCUAUCCUGAUCAAUUUCCUCCCAAUUCUUUAGUUUUUCCUGACAAUCAGGGUCAACUGCAGAUAGCUGGCAAUAUUGGUCAUUUGGUUAAACUCUUUGCCCAAUACUACCAUGCCCAUUUGGAGAUGUAUCAACCCCUGGAAUUGGGUAACACCAAGCAUUUCAAAGUUAUAGCCAAAAUGGUUGAAGCUGGACUCUUGGAUAUUCCCAUGUCUUUAAAUGCCGGCUCCCUUCAAUCAUGGCAGAACAUGUCUGAUGCCAUUGAGGUGAAUGAGCUGCGUGUAAUGGUACCCAUAGCCCGGCAAUUAACCAUGGGGGAGGUAUUUGCUGACCUGCUACUCAAUGGCUACUUCUUUGCCUUAAUCCUUAUGGGCUCCUUGAUUUUAUCAGCCCUACAUGCCUUUAUCGAUUAUCUAUUUGAGGGCAUUUGGCAUUGUUUGGAUUCUAUUAUCAAUUGUCAUGUCUUGCCCGGAGUUUUGGGGCAAGCAUUUUAUGCCCCCUUACGCUUGAAAUACCUUCAAGGACUAAGGAUUUUUUACUGUUUCAUAAGCCUUGCUGGCCUUUAUGCAGCCACACGUUUCUCUUCUGAAGUUAAUAGUCAUUUGGCCUUGCCGCCUCAUCACCAGGAGAUUAAAACCUACCAAGACCUUGAGCAGACAUCGGUGAAAAUUAUCCUAGAGCCCUCCGAUGUUGCCCUUUUACACGAAUGGAUUAACAAGAACCGAAACAUAGUCAGCUUUGCCCAUAGCAUGGAACAAUUUUUGAGUUUGCGUCAAAAUCUAAAUACUUCAUAUGGUUAUUUCAUACUAACCGACAUCUGGAAUAUCUACGAUCGCAGACAGCAAUAUUUUCAACGAAAAGUUUUCCAUACACCCCCUGGUUUGGUAUUGGAGCAGAUGUUAAUGUGGGGCAUUAAUUUGCAGCAGAAUUCACCGUACAAAGAACCCCUCAAUCAUCUCAUACACAUUGUCCAUGAUGCGGGUUUAUUGCAAGCUUGGCAGGCGCAAACCUAUAGGGACAUGUGUCGUCUACAACAGGUGCCAUUGCAUGAUCCGAAUCCCCAGAAGAGAUCAAGAAUUCUAAAGGUGGAAGAUUUUCUUUGGCUUUGGAUACUGGUGGCAUGUGGAUGGGGUUUAAGCUGUAUGGUGCUACUAAUGGAGUUGCUUUUAGAUGUUGGCCUUAAGAAACGUAAAACUAAGGAAACAAGAAAAAUGUUUUUGAGAUAG